CGAGGGGGUGGGGUGUGGGAACGAGGGGCGUGUUUUGGUAUAUAACACUUCUCACUGUGAAGUUUUGCCUGUCGCCUGGUCUUUGGGACAGCUUGUCACACAUCAUCCCUAUAGCCUCACCAACUGGGAAACUAACUCACCUGCAAUCCCUCCAACCAAAUACCCCUCCACCACCUCAACCACAACGCUUUCUUCUUCUUUAUUUUUUACUUUGACUACUGCCAUCUGACAUGGAGACCCAGCAAAGACACGGACAGCACUCACUUUGCCACACCUGCCGGAGAGCGGAGAGCAGCAGACUGAAGGUCAAGAAGAUGUCUUCGUCCAGUCGUGCGCUGCUGUUUGCUUUGGCCCUGACGCUCUACGUUGUGGAAAUGGCCUCGGCGGAGACGCUGUGUGGGGGAGAGCUGGUGGAUGCGCUGCAGUUUGUCUGUGAAGACAGAGGCUUCUAUUUCAGUAGGCCAACCAGCAGGGGUAGCAACCGGCGCCCCCAGAACCGUGGGAUCGUAGAGGAAUGUUGUUUCCGUAGCUGUGACCUCAACCUGCUGGAGCAGUACUGUGCCAAACCCGCCAAGUCCGAAAGGGACGUGUCGGCCACCUCUCUACAGGUCAUUCCCGUGAUGCCCGCACUAAAACAGGAAGUCCCGAGGAAGCAGCAUGUGACCGUGAAGUAUUCCAAAUACGAGGUGUGGCAGAGGAAGGCGGCCCAGCGGCUCCGGAGGGGUGUCCCCGCCAUCCUGAGGGCCAAAAAGUUUCGAAGGCAGGCGGAGAAGAUCAAAGCACAGGAGCAGGCAAUCUUCCACCGGCCCCUGAUCAGCCUGCCCAGCAAACUGCCGCCCGUCUUGCUCGCCACGGACAACUAUGUCAACCACAAAUGAGCCCGCCGCCAGCCCUUUGCACAGACAAGAGUUUGGAGGGAGAAAAAAAAAGACUAGGGGAUUAUAGCUUUGUCUCUGACGUCAUUUCUGUGGCAGUCCUCUCUGACCUCCCCUGCCCUGUCCGAGCCCACCAAUCCCUCCCCCUGCUCUCAUCCACUACUUCUUGACCCUCUGGCUCUUUUCUAUUGCCCCCGUCAAACCCACCCACCCACCCUCCUCCGGCGCACAAACAUGCCUUCACAUUCUUCCUGUCUGAAGUCUUUCGCUCCCUCUCUUUCAGUCACUGACACAAAAGGCACAAACACAAAUGAUGAACAAAAAGUUAACAAUUCGGCUGAAUGCAAUUCAGGUGGAUCCUUAAGCAAAAGAAAAAAGGGAAGAGAGAAAAGAAGAUGAAAGAGAUCCGUGGUUCGCAAGUGUCAAGAGGACACCCAGCGGAAUGUUUUUUUGUCCUUGCGGAAGACAACUGAAAGUGAAGAGCAGCUUGCAUGAAAGAAUCCAUUCCACAUCAUUUUUCCUGAGGCAAAAAGAAAAUCUCUGUUAGUUCUUUUUCUCAUUAGUUUGCACCUCUACCUAUAAAGGGACUUCCACACUGUAAGGAAUUAUUUUGUAAAAUUAGAUUCCUGUUCCAGCACCUUUUGAUCACAAACAAAAAGCAGAAAAGAGUCUGCAAAAUUGCACAUUGCCACGGAUUACGUCAAAGUAAAGAAAAAAAUGGCACUAUUUUUUUAUGAACAAUGAACGUGUAGCUUAAAAAAAUGUCAUGGUGCUAGCUUUGGGAAUGGACUCAAAGAAGAGGUUGAAAAGCACGUUUUUUUUCUUUGAAUGAAUAUUAAAACUUUCCGUUUUAAGGAAAGUGUGACUUUAAAAAAAGGAAAAUAAAGGAUCUGGGGGCGCUCCUGGCAGUGGCAAUGUCAAGGGGGAAGUGUCACUGAGAAAAGAUAUGGGCUGUGUUGGCGUCUGGGCUCACAGCGAGUGCUAGCGGCUGCUCAUCACUAGCUUGCCAGCAUAAGCGGCAAGAGGGACCUGAGACCCAGUCCCCCGUUCCUCCCGUCCCUCUGAGGCUGCCGGACACAGGGAGCAGUGUGGGGACACAUAUAUGGGACACCGUGGACCGGCUGGAUUGGGACAGUACUACAGUUCUGGGACAGUACUUCCUGUUCGCCAUGGCUUUGCAGACUGCUCUGACAGGAAGUUUCAUGGCAUGGACAUAGAGCGAGUGGGAUAAUGAUGAUUAUAUUUUAUUUUGUCUUUUUUUUUUCUGUUUUCUUUUCACAUCAAUGUUUCAAUGAAAAAAGGAAAACCCCGUCAGUUUCUGGUACCGUGACAUUCCUGUUUUUGCAAGUUAGGCAUUUUUUUCUGUUUCCAUGGUAAUUAUUAUGAUGUAAUUUUACAGUUCUAAAGAAAGGCACAAAAUUUCAAUUCAAAGGGAAAAAAACAGCAAUAAUGUCAACUAACAUUUUAUUUUUUAUUGUAUAUCAGUAGUAUUCACAUGCUUUUGCCUGAAAACAAAUACUUGAAUAUAUAUAUAUAUAUAUACAUCUAUAUAUAUAUGUAUAUAUACAUACUGUAUAUAUACAUAUAUAUAAAUAUAGAUAUAUAAUUAGUUUCCAGGGACGUUGUGUUAUUUUCCUUUAGUCUGAGCUGUAUCUUGCGUAAUGAGCCGCCAAGCUUUUUUGUUUGUUUGUUGAAAUACAAAUAAGGGCACUGUAUAAAGGCAUUAUUUAUUUUAUUAUAAAAUAUAUUUGAAAAAUUGGUCCAAAUAAUAUACGUAGCACUGAUGCUCAACUGACGGAUUUAUUUUGUAUGAUCUCUGUUUUCCAAUUGGAGUUGUAAGGCUUUUUUGUAGAUGCUUUGUACCAAAAAUAAUGUCUCUUUUUUUUCUCCUUUUUUUUUUGUUUUCCAUAGUUACUAUAAAUUAAUAUUUUAACAGCAGCAUAGCCUGGAUUGCUUAGGCAUCUUAUGUCACAGAAAUAGGCACAUACUCUGAAUACGUUGGGUCUGCAUGGACUUCCAGAAGCCUGUCAGGGUUGUCUGUGAAAAAGGAAAGCAUCAUUGAGUGAUUUUAUCAUUGGAAAAAAAAGUAACUGUUCAACAUUGAUUGUACUCAAACCCACUAUGUUUUUUUUAAAGCCACUUUAGUAUUGAUGGCGGGGAGAAUGAUCAGUCCUUCAUUAAAUCAUGUCUUUGUAAUUAUG
Paralichthys olivaceus (Japanese flounder) is the source of this 3076-nucleotide messenger RNA. RefSeq names its product insulin-like growth factor 2b (gene igf2b). Gene Ontology annotation, molecular function: protein serine/threonine kinase activator activity; growth factor activity; insulin-like growth factor receptor binding. Gene Ontology annotation, biological process: positive regulation of activated T cell proliferation; positive regulation of vascular endothelial cell proliferation; positive regulation of peptidyl-tyrosine phosphorylation. NCBI's taxonomy places the organism in Eukaryota, Metazoa, Chordata, Actinopteri, Pleuronectiformes, Paralichthyidae. The record is from RefSeq and is a predicted model, not a curated record. Gene Ontology annotation, cellular component: extracellular region.